AUGAAGAGCGAGCGAAUACCUACCAGCUUCGGAGGGCUUCUUGUUCUCAAGGUUGCAAUGAGCAAAAGAAAUCAUGAAGAUCAUGAAAAGCACGGUUCCUCACGCAAACAUCGACGGAAUAGCCGCUCACGUUCACAUGAUAAAGACAAAGAACUGCGCAUUCAAAUGAAGCCUUUGAUGCUUUCUUCAGAUAAUGAAUUAACUCGACAAAAUGAGAUUAGCUACAUCGAAGGUUCAAGUUUCACACAGAAAAGUUUCUCUUCUUCGCGUAAACAAGACACACUACUGAAUCCGGAUUCACAUUCACGGUCGAUAGGUGUCAAUUCAGGUCAAUACUCCUCAAUGAUUUUGGAAAGAGCACACGAAGCGGCUAUAUUUGGUCAUUCUUCAGUUCCUUUACCUUCCAUUCUUGGUACAGAUCCAGCUGAGGGCAAAGAUAAACUAGUUUCUUCUGUGGAUACAGUGAAGCAACUACUUCAUCAUUCGCUGGAUAAAUCCGAUCCUUCCACAUGGGAUGCUUGGUUGUUGAAACUUGCUGAAUUUAAGGCACAGACAAAAGUUUUUAAAGAAGUGAUUUUUCCACUACGUGAACGUGUAUUUCAACGUUUUUCACUUAGUUUUACAUGUUUCCCUUCAUUUUACACUAUGACGGAUUCUUCAAAUGUUUUCAAUAAUUUCGAUAAUAAACCUGAGUUCCUAACACUCAUAAAAUCGAUUAUAAAGAAGGAUGAUGCAAAUCGAUUGCUAGCAGUAUUAAAUAAUCUUAGUCAAGAUACCGCUACUUUAAAUACCACUGACAAUAAUAAAUGUAACGAAAUAGAAAACAAACUGUUUGAUUUUGAGCAUACAGAUCUUGGAUAUGAAAACUUAUUGCAUCUUGCAGUUUUAUAUCAUGCUUCCGCUUGUAUUCAAAUCUUAAUCAAUCCACCAUAUAUGUGGAGUCCAUAUUACGUGAAUAAAAAUGGGGAAAGUGCUAUGCAACUAGCUGAACAACAAGGAUGUUUUAAAUUGCAAUAUAUAAUGGCAGCAAAUUCACCAGAAAAUUUUUUUGUUACUCCUGAAUUCUCACUCCGAUCAGUUUCAUCGCUUUUAAUUUAUCCACAAGCAUUCAUUACAGAACCAUUUUCUUAUAGUGAGCUUUUCAAUUGGAGUAACUAUGAUGUUAUGCCUGGUAGUGCAGUUGAAUACCUGAACAAUAGAAUAAUUGGUCAAUAUAGAUCAGUUCAUAAUUUAUCAUUGCUUUUUGAAUUGAUAAUUGCAACUCCAGAAAUUUGUCCUACAAUAUUAUCAGAUAUAAAUGAAAUACGUAAAAUAUUAAAUGAUAUUAAGAAAUAUUAUGAAAAUUAUAAUAGAACAUUAGAUGAUAAAUGCCGAUAUGCUAUGGAACUGCAUUUUUUAACUAUUUUUUCUGAACAUAUGACAGUAACGCAUAAAUGGGAAGAAAUAUGGAAUAGAUUAUUUUAUACGUGGUUAUUUUAUCGUACAGUAAUUAAAAAUAAAAAGAAUAUCAAAUGGAAUGACAUCAAUACUUACAUGUACAUUCAACAACCAUUUGAAUUACAAGCUAUUUGUCGUAUUUCAUUGAGAAGAUAUGCAGUAAAACAAACAGGUGUCAACUACGCUUAUUUCGUCAAACAUUUGGACUUACCAAUACACUUGGAAAAUUACCUACUCUAUAGUGAAUACUGGUAUCUUUGAAAAUUCAGAAACCAAAGUCAUACUAACACAUAAAAAAUUAUAUUUACAGAUAUCCUUGAAUUUUGUACAUGUUUCAUACUGACAUACACAAUGUAAAUACCGAUUAAUCUCUAAAGUAA
Schistosoma haematobium is the source of this 1817-nucleotide messenger RNA. RefSeq lists its product as uncharacterized. The transcript has 11 exons. Gene Ontology annotation, biological process: intracellular signal transduction. The record is from RefSeq and is a predicted model, not a curated record. NCBI's taxonomy places the organism in Eukaryota, Metazoa, Platyhelminthes, Trematoda, Strigeidida, Schistosomatidae. The coding region runs from base 1 to 1698 and encodes 565 amino acids.